UCCUCCCUCCCCUGCUCGGCCAGUCGCGAGCCAAGGCGCGUGGAGCUGCAGUGUCUGCACGAGAGUCCCCGGGGAGGCAUCGUGGCCCGGGAGGCGGCUGUCCCAGCGCAGGUGGACGCCGCCCGUCGGGCCCUCCAACCGCCGCCCCUCCCCCCGGGGGUCCCGAGCUAGCCGAUGGGAGGCUCGGCUCGCGGGCCCGGGCGGAAGGAUGCGGGGCCGCCUGGAGCCGGACUGCCGCCCCAGCAGCGGAGGCGCAGUGUUAAAGAAGAGACGAUCCUUAAUUAUUUAGCAUUUAGCGUCCACCAUCCACCAGAAAAUGGAGUGGAUAAAAAGAAGUGAAAUUUAGUACAUUUUGUGAUUUAGAGGAUUUUUUUGCUGUGUUUUUCUACAAGUUAAGUAGAUGCUACAUAGAUUGGGGGAUGGUGUCUAUGAUACCUUCAUGAUGAUAGAUGAAACCAAAUGCCCACCCUGUUCAAAUGUUCUCUGCAAUCCUUCUGAGCCACCUCUACCCAGAAGACUAAAUAUCACCACUGAGCAGUUAACAAGAGAGAAUACCCAGCGCUUUCUGAAUGGAGGUGAAAUGAAGGUAGAAGAGCUGUUUCAAGAAUUUGGCAACCGAAGAUCUGACACUUUCCAGUCAGAUGGCAUUCACGACUCGGAAAAGGGCUCUCCUGUUUCUCAGGGUAAAAGUUCAGACAGCCUGAAUACGGUCAAAUCCGGCAGUUCACCCAAAGCUUCCCGAGUGGUGCCCCUGACCCCGGAGCAGGCACUGAAGCAAUACAAGCACCUGCUCACCGGCUACGAGAAGCUGGAAAUCCUCAAUUAUCCAGAAAUUUACUUUGUGGGUCCAAAUGCCAAAAAAAGACAUGGAGUCCUUGGUGGUCCCAAUAAUGGGGGGUAUGACGAUGCAGAAGGGGCCUAUAUUCAUGUACCUCGAGACCACCUCGCUUAUCGAUACGAGGUGCUGAAAAUUAUUGGCAAGGGGAGUUUUGGACAGGUAGCCCGGGUCUAUGAUCACAAACUUCGACAGUACGUGGCCCUGAAGAUGGUGCGCAAUGAGAAGCGUUUCCAUCGGCAAGCCACCGAGGAGAUCCGGAUUCUGGAGCACCUCAGGAAGCAGGAUAAAACCGGCAGCAUGAAUGUUAUCCACAUGCUGGAGAGCUUCACGUUCCGGAACCACGUCUGCAUGGCCUUCGAAUUGCUGAGCAUAGACCUGUACGAGCUCAUCAAAAAAAACAAGUUCCAGGGCUUUAGCGUCCAGCUCGUGCGAAAGUUUGCCCAGUCCAUUUUGCAAUCCUUGGACGCGCUCCACAAAAAUAAGAUCAUUCACUGUGACCUGAAGCCCGAAAACAUUCUCCUGAAACACCACGGGCGCAGCGCGACCAAGGUCAUUGACUUCGGGUCCAGCUGUUUCGAGUACCAGAAGCUUUACACGUAUAUCCAGUCCCGCUUCUACAGAGCCCCAGAGAUCAUCCUAGGAGGCCGCUACAGCACGCCUAUCGACAUGUGGAGCUUUGGCUGCAUCCUUGCAGAACUUCUCACAGGACAGCCCCUCUUCCCCGGGGAGGACGAAGGGGACCAGCUGGCUUGUAUGAUGGAGCUGCUGGGGAUGCCGCCCCCCAAACUUCUGGAGCAGUCCAAACGGGCCAAGUACUUUAUCAACUCCAAGGGCCUCCCUCGCUACUGCUCCGUGACGACGCAGGCAGAUGGGAGGGUGGUGCUUGGGGUGGGUCGCUCACGCAGGGGUAAAAAGCGGGGUCCCCCAGGCAGCAAAGACUGGGUGACAGCACUGAAAGGGUGUGAUGACUACUUGUUUAUAGAGUUUUUGAAAAGGUGUCUUCAGUGGGACCCCACUGCCCGCCUGACCCCCGCUCAAGCGUUAAGACACCCUUGGAUUAGCAAGUCUGUACCCAAACCUCUCACGGUGGAGAAGGUGUCAGGGAAACGGGUAGUAAAUUCUGCAAAUGCUUUCCAGGGCCUGGGUUCCAAGCUGCCUCCGGUGGUUGGCAUAGCCAAUAAGCUUAAAGCUAACUUGAUGUCAGAAACCAAUGGUGGUAUACCUCUGUGCAGUGUGUUGCCAAAACUGAUUAGCUAAUGGACAGUGAUAUGCUCAGAGAUGCACAUGUAUGUAUUUUUAACUAUCUUGCAAACCUAAAAAAAAUGGGGGAAAAAUACAAGCCAUUGGUGGAUAUGUUUUUCUUAGACUAGAUUUCUUUUUUUUUUUAACAAGGCAAAGCAUUUUUAUAUAACUAAAAAGAACUCUUCAAGGGCUAAUUACCUAACCAGCUUGUAUUGGCCAUCCUGGAAUAUACAUUAAAUGACUUUUUAUAGGUCAA
Myotis daubentonii (Daubenton's bat) is the source of this 2336-nucleotide messenger RNA. RefSeq names its product dual specificity tyrosine phosphorylation regulated kinase 3 (gene DYRK3). NCBI's taxonomy places the organism in Eukaryota, Metazoa, Chordata, Mammalia, Chiroptera, Vespertilionidae. Gene Ontology annotation, molecular function: protein serine/threonine/tyrosine kinase activity; ATP binding; protein serine/threonine kinase activity. Gene Ontology annotation, cellular component: nucleus; cytoplasm; cytoskeleton. Gene Ontology annotation, biological process: peptidyl-serine phosphorylation; positive regulation of cell cycle G2/M phase transition; peptidyl-threonine phosphorylation. The record is from RefSeq and is a predicted model, not a curated record.